UAUUUCUAUAAAUUUAGCACACCUCCAGAUCUACUCAUUCUGCAAAAUGCCUCCAAAACGAUCCAAAGCUUCAAUUGACACCGAGAAAGUUGCAUCGUCUCUCUUUAAGACGAUUCAUGUUCCUGAGAGGACGUCAAUUAAAGCAUUUGUAGAGAAAAACAAGUUAGAGUUUGCUGCUGGUCGAGGAUUCUACCAACUCAACAAGCCCGAAACAAUACAGUUUCAUAAAGAAAUUGUUGUGAGAAGAAAAUCUGAUGGCGCGUUUGUCACUGGAGAUGAGCUCCGACCAAUACUUGGAAUCUCAAAAGAGACCACCAAGUUUAAAAUGGAUAAAGAAAAGCUUGAAGACUUUGAUGUCUUCAUCCAAUCCACAUCGUACAACAGAAUUCUCUUGCCAGACACAGACUUCUUGUACGAUACAGGAAAGGAAAGUGAUGCGGCAUCAGCUAAACCCAAAGCCACCCCAGCUGCUGCUUCUACUGCUACUAAAACUAGAGGCAAAGGAAAAAGAAAAGCAAAGGAGCCAGAAGAAGAAACAGCAAAGGAAGAAAUUCCGAAGCCCUCUCCAAGUAAAAAGUCAAAACCAGAGGCUUCGUCUUCUGCUGCCAGCUCUGCAGAGGUUUCUAGCGACGUCAAGGAAAUUGUGUUUUCCUUUGACACUACUGGGUCCAUGUAUCCUUGCCUAACACAGGUUAGGAACAAAAUAGAGCAGACUGCUAACCGUCUAUUAACUGAAGUAAAAGGAAUGAGAAUCGCGAUAUUUGCCCAUGGGGAUUAUCAGGAUAAGAGAGCGACAUAUGACACAACAUGGCUGGACUUUACCACUGACAAGAAAAAGAUCGCUAAGUUUGUCAAGAACGUGUCGUCAACGUGUGGUUAUGAUUCAGAUGAAUGCUAUGAAUUGGUUCUUAGGCAGGUGCAAACAGAGCUUUCCUGGACACCAGGUUCCCAGCGAGCAUUGGUCAUGAUAGGUGACUGUUGUCCACACCCUCCUAAUUACCCCCUGAACACCUUAAAAAUCAACUGGAAGAACGAAGCUAAGAAGUUAUAUGAAGAGCUUGGAGUGCGCAUAUACUCCAUCCAAUGCCUUGGUUAUUCAGGGGCCAAUACCUUCUACAAGCAGUUGGCUGAACUGACAUGUGGAUGGCAUCUAAAACUUGACCAGUUCUCAACCAUUGUAGAUUUCUUGACUGCAAUCUGUUACCGAGAGCAGGGAAUUGAGAGCUUGCAAACUUUCGAGGAUGAAGUCCGUGGACGAGGAUCUGGUAUGAAUCGAAGCCUCCACAAGCUUUUUGACACGCUGUCGGGCCGUACUACCACGUACGAGGCUGCCUCCGAAGGUCACGCUGACUUUAUACCUGUUGAUCCGUCCCGCUUUCAAAUCCUUGAUGUUGAAGAACGAUGCGACAUCAAAUCGUUUGUUCAAAAUCAUUCACUGAUCUUCAAAACUGGAAAGGGAUUUUACGAGUUUACCAAGCCUGAAAAGAUCUCGCAUAAGAAGGAGGUGGUUAUUGUACUCAAAUCCACAGGAGAUAUGUACACUGGUCAGGAAGUUUGUGAUAUGAUUGGCGUUAAGGGUGAUGGGAAGAUUAAGGUGCCAUCUGAUUUUGAGAAAUGGCGGAUCUUCGUACAAAGCACGUCGUAUAAUCGAGUUCUGAUGCCAGGAACUGGGUUUCUAUACGAAGUAGAUACUGAUCAUUAGAAAAAACGUUAAAACCCACGCUUUUCCACCCUAUAUGUACUUUGCAGACAUUUUUAUUGUUGUCCGGAGGAAGCAUGUUAAGAAAAGAGUAAAUUGCACAAAAUUGCAAUAUCGUACAUAUUCAGCUAUUUCAGAGAACGUUCUAUACUGAUACAGUCAACUCUCGCUAUUACGGACACAAUCGGGACCGUAAUUCAGUGUCCGCAGUAGUGAGAGUCCGCAGUAGUGAGAGUCCGUAGUAACGAGAGUGACUUUCAAUCAUUUCUUUGUAUUUUUUGCCGGGGAUUCAGUAUUUUACUGUCCGCAAUAUCGAGGUGUCCCGGCGUUGUAGCGGGGUGUCCGUAAAGCGAACGUUGACUGUAGAUACUGUAUUCAAAUACCAAAAUGCAUUCUUUGGUUGUACUAUCGCCGUUCAAAAGGAGUUUUCAUGGCUUCAGAGUGACUAUACAAGCUCCGUACAGUCGAAAAAUCGAAUGAAAUAAGAUUAGAAUUGUCACUCUGUAAUGCAGCUGACAUGAGUUUAAUAGCAACAAUGCAUUGCGGUCUUGGAAUGCACUAUGCAGAAUAAAGUGCUCAUGGCUUUACACUCUCCAAAGAGUAUAAAUUCAAUUUGUUAUUAUGUAGUUUAUUAGCAACAAUGCAUUGCGGGCUUGGAAUCCUCUAUACUAAAUGCAGUAUUCAAUAUUCAAGUAGACGUACACUCUCUAAAGAGUAUAAAUUCAAUAUUUCUAAUUAUGCACCUUGUAAAGGAUUACACUUAGAUUAAGGGAACUGUCACAGGAAUCUUGUUGUACAAUGAAUCAUUUUAUUUAAUUUAUAGUUAAUGGGAAAUUCAGCAAUUAAAAUAUGUUAUUCACAAA
Molecule: messenger RNA, 2562 nt
Organism: Exaiptasia diaphana
Lineage: Eukaryota; Metazoa; Cnidaria; Anthozoa; Actiniaria; Aiptasiidae
Exons: 5
Coding region: 47-1702 (551 amino acids)
Source: RefSeq, a predicted model, not a curated record